Molecule: messenger RNA, 6714 nt
Organism: Carassius auratus (goldfish)
Lineage: Eukaryota; Metazoa; Chordata; Actinopteri; Cypriniformes; Cyprinidae
Product: proteoglycan 4-like
Exons: 16
Coding region: 289-6243 (1984 amino acids)
Biological process (GO): regulation of mitotic nuclear division; regulation of chromosome segregation
Cellular component (GO): nucleus; chromosome
Molecular function (GO): protein binding
Source: RefSeq, a predicted model, not a curated record
UUAACAAGGCUCCAGUACACUGGCUCCAUCUUUUAUGCGACAUUAUAUUAUAUCUGUGUAAAAAACUAGCAGUUGUUUAGAUUUUUUCGCGGAGGGAUAUAUGCCGUCAGUCAAGACGGAAACACGCGCUGAUGUUUGGUAGUAACGUAGUUUGAGUUAGUUACGGCGGGAGCCAACUGGACAGUUAUCUAAAUGCUGGAUUAAACUAGUUUUAAAAGCCGGGGUUAGACAUCGAUGGAAUAUAUUUGAUCGUUUUUAUAUACGCAACCUCAGGUAAGUUGAUUUGAAAUGCCUUUGCUUGGAAAGAUCGUGGUGAUCAAAAGAAAUGGAGGAGAUGGCACUGAAUUUCCCCUCACAGCGUCCUGUUUGUUCGGAAGGAAGCUGGACUGUGAUAUUCGGAUUCAGCUGCCGCAGGUGUCUAAAGAGCAUUGCAAAAUUGAGCUGAAUGAGAACAAGGAGCUCAUUUUGACCAAUUUGAGCUCUGUGAACCCCACACGUAUUAAUGGACAAGCUCUUAAUCAAUCAGAACGUUUAAAGCAUGGUGAUCUCAUCACAAUCAUUGAUCGUUCUUUCAGGUUUGAGUACCCACCUCCUAAGACACCGAAGAAGACGCUGUCCACACCUGGAAAAGACAAAGCAGUUCAGGCUUUGCAGGAGCAGCAGGAAAAAAGCACACCUGUUCCUGUGGACAAGAGGAAGUCAGAGCAUUCGUUUGACACUUGUUUAAAAGAUGGGUCAAAUUUGCCACCAUCUGUGGAACAAACUUUUGAGACUGAACCAGAAGGCAGCAAACUUAAAAAAGACAGUAUGUCACCUUUUUGUGAGCUGUACCAAAUGGUCAAACAGGACCUUGCUGCAAAAUCACCAUGGAAGUCUGAGCUACCAAAAACACCUCUUGCAAGACCUCAGGUUGGUCACGAGAAAGUUCUUGCUGCAGAUGUUAAAAGUAGUCCGAUACCAGUCCCAACCACAUCUACCAAGAAGCGAAGAUCUUCGAAAUCCAAAUCUGAAGAUUCAACUGGACCAGCUCUUAUUCAGAGCUCAUUGAAUGCAAAUGUGGAAGAAAAACCCACUGAAGAUAUGCCAUCUGUAGGGCCCAGUACCCCCUCAGUGACGGAGAAAAAUAUAACUCCUGUCUCCCAGAAGAAGAGAACACCCUUGAAAUCACCUCAGAAGUUCAGUGCUGAUGACGUAGUCCAGCAGAUUGUCAAAGAGCCACAGCCUGAAGAGAAAACUCCUAAAUCCCCAAAAGGAAGGAGAAGUGGUGGAUCACAGAAUCAAAGCCUUUCUCAUCAAAUACCCUCAGUCGAGCCUCAGACUCCAGGCUCUGAGGAUAAAAACACUGAAGUGAAAAUGUCACAGAGAACAUCUCCAAGAGCAAAUGCUGGCAAAAGGUUUCAAGUCCAAGAUGUUCUGCCUGAAAUUACGGCUACCACAUCAGCUUCUAAGAAGCAAGAUGACACUUCAGGUAAUGAGCUAUGUGAUGGUAAUGAAUCUUACAAUGAAGUAACCAUUCCAAAAUCAAAGAAAAAGCGAGUGUCCUUUGGUGGUCAGUUAAGCCCAGAGCUAUUUGAUAAACGCCUGCCUCCAAAUUCCCCCCUUCGGCGUGGGGCAGCCCCACGACGUAGUUUGGGUCUUUCCCAAAAGCCCCAAUCUCUCCUACGACGAGCAUCCACCAUCGGUCUUAUGGCUCUUCGACUUGCAGAAACCUUUCCAGAGGCUCAAAAACAUUCUCCAAAGAGAGCUUCACCCAAACGGACAGCAUCUCCAGCGAAGACUCAAUCACCUGGUAAAAAGUCACCAAGUACCAAGGCUAGAACUCCAUCUCCUGCCAAAAAGUCACCAUGUUCCAAAGCUAAAACUCCAUCACCUAAACCUCAAAAGUCACCAUCUGCUUCAACCAAGGCUCCAACACCAUCCUCUUCUCCUGCUACACCCAGGACACCUUCUUCUGCUAAGAGAGCUUCAUCUUCAGCGAUUGAGUCUGUGGGUGACAUGUCUUUAACUGUGACACCUAGGGUGCAGGGGCGGUUUUCAAUCUCUCGUAUCAGUACUCCAUCACCUGUCCAGGACCAAGGGGACGAGUCUGAACCACAGUCAACCAUUGUAGAUGUGCCCCAGAAAUGUGUAACACCAAAGAUACCUUUAAGGAGGAAGAGCAUGAAGUUUUCUGCAAGAAAAACACCCAAAAGUGCAAUUAAAAGUGCACUUGAUGUCAUGCGUUCAAGACGCAGUGGAGCAUCACGGGCUAAUCUAAAAGUGUUGACCUCUUGGGCUGAUAUUGUGAAGUUUGGUCAAACCAAACCUCAGAUGGAAGUUACAACUAAGAAAAAAUCUACGAAGAGCAUAGUAGUGAAGAAAACUGCAGUCCCAAAACCCAAGACACCUGCACGGAGGCUGAAAGAUGAUGUCAGCACUGGGCAUGCAGCAUCUCCACUUACCAUUGUUGUUGGCAAAGCCCAUAUGAAGACUAACCAGUCUGUUGGUGCUGCACCUAAAAUAGUGCCAAACAUAGCACUGUUCAAGAAGGACAUGAAAAUGGAUGAGGACUUGACAGGUGUUGCAGAGAUUUUCAAAACACCUGCCAACACCAGGUCUAAGAAUAGAGUUCUUGUGAAUAAUGAAUGUCCAGAGAUUCUUCUGAAUGAGAUUUCAGUGAUGAAAACACCAGAGGAAUUGGGUGAAAUGAUGGUUUCACCAUUAAGUGUGGUCUCCACUGCCAAACGUGGUGGCUACAACAAUGAAGCAGUGACACGACUUCUUUUGGACAACCAGGAUGAUAGUUUGUUGGAAGACGAAAGUCUUUCUCAGCUCCCUGAGAACUCAAAUGAGGCAAGUUUCCAUGACAUCAUUCCAGACGUAGAGACACCUUCUGAUGUACAAAUGGAGGAAGAGGCUGCUGCACCUGAAGCAGUAGUCAAAACCCCAAAACAGAGAGCAGCACCAUCUUUGUGCCUCACUGGAGUCAAGCGACUCAUGAAGACACCCAAACAGAAGGCAGAACCAAUUGAGGACUUAAGAGGAAAGCUGCUCAAGACCCCCAAGGUAUUUAAACCUUCCCAGCAUGAAAGUCUAGAAGGUGUUAAGGAACUCUUAAAGACUCCCAAAUACAGGGGAGCUCCAGUAGAAGACAUGGUUGGAGUGAAAAGAGUGAUGCAGACACCAAAAGAGAAAAGCAAACCUGUACUCUGCACAGCUGGUCUUCAGAGGCUUAUGAGAACACCCAAAGAAAAGGUUGAGCAACAUGAAGACCUGACUGGUGUGAAAGAACUGAUGAAAACACCAAAAAUAGAGGGAGUUAAAGUGGAGAAUCAGUUAGGGCCAAAACGAUUGGUGAAGACACCUAAGCGGAAGAGAAAUCAAGUUGAAGAGGACCUAACUGGUGUUCAACAACUGAUGAAGACCCCUAAGCACAAAGGAGAACCAGUUGAAGAUGAAAUGGGUGUACAAAGGCUAAUGCAGACUCCCAAAGAGAAAGAUGUACCUGUAGAAGAAAUCUCUGGUUUGAAGCAGUUAAUUCAAACUCCCAAACAAAAAGAAGAUCCUGUCAGCAGUCAGUUUGGAAUCAGUGACCUGAUGAGGACCCCUCAAUUUAAAGAAUCAUUGGCAGAGGAUUAUUCUGGGUUUAAAGAAUUUCAGUCAGAGAAUAGCUCUUCCCUGACAACAGAAAGCAGAGUGACUGAGCCUACUGAGAUACAAGAAUCAGUGGAAAGUGGCUCUGGAUUCAUACCAGUUGAAGGUUUGGAUGAGGAACAUGACGAAGAAAAUGUCUGUCCAGUUAAAACCAUGGAGACUGAAGUUGUAAAAUCUGUGGAUCUUCAGUGCACAGCUAAAGUAGUUGAAUCUAAUCAGAGUGAUCAAGAGGUUGAGACUGUAAUUCCCCAGGAAAGACACCCUGACCAGAAUGAAGAGUCAAUUUCAGUUGAAGCUGUUGAUGUCUUUUCUUUUGGGGCAGAUGAGAAAACCCAGGAGCAGUCUGAAGAAGCUGUAUGCGUAUCUGAUAAUACCAAUGCAACAGUUGGAGCUACCCCAACUGCUGAGCCAGAGGAGCUAAUCAAGUCUCCACCUGCCAACAAAAUUCAGCGUGGCAGUCGAGGAAGAGCAGCACAGAAAUCCAAAAAUGAAAUGGUCAAAGCACCUGCUGUGUUGUCAUUAAUUGAAGAGGAAAAUAUGAGUUGUCCAAUUCCUGCUAGCCCUGCCAGAGGAAGGAGAGGCAAGAUACUUCUUGAAGUUCCAGAAAUGGCCGCCAGCCCAGUCAGAAAAUCAGCCCGUGGUAGAGUUCCCAAGCAUAGCUUUGUGGAAGAAGAGGCAAAGAAUACUGAGGCUUCCCAAGUACUUGUAGAGUCCAUAAAUACUGAGAUACCAGAGAACCUGCCUGUUGUUACCAAAACCAGGAAAGGAAGGAAAGCUAAACAAGAUGAUGCUGUAGUUGUGCCCACUGUUGAUGCAAAUGCUGUUGACCCACAGUGUCCUGAUGCCAGCGAAGAGCAGGUCCAAGCUCCUGUUGUGAAACCUGGGAGAAGAAAGAAGAUGGAAAAAAUAGAAAGCCAACCUUCAGAAGAACCUGAACAGAAAACUGAGAUUGUUUGUGAAGAAAAUGCUGUUGCAUCAGAGGAUGUGAAGUUGCAGACUUCACUAGGUACUGAAACUGUCUCUACAACUAGAGCUAGGAGGGGUAGGCCAACAAAGAAGGAACACUUGAAAACCGAGCCAACCCCUGCUUCAGAAAGUGAAAUCCCAAGCACUCAUGUUGUUGUAGUGGCUGAGAAGCCACUGACACCUGUGGCAAAGUCAGGGCGUGGAAGGAAAGGUAAAAAAGAAACUGUCAAGGACCAACCCUUGGAUGAUAUCACUGUUGUUUCCAAAGCUGUGUCAGAGGCAGAUGUUGACAACAAAGAGGAGACUCAAACACUUGUGGUCAAGUCUGGCAGAGGGAGAAAGGCUAAACUGCAGAAACCACAAAUAGCUGAAGAGGUUGUUGAGCAAACUGCUAUAGAAACCUGCACACAUUUGCCUGUGACUGAAGAACCCACUGAAAUGUUGGUCAAAUCUGUGAGAGGCAAUAGGAAGACAAAGCAGUCAAAGAUGACCGUUUCAGUUGAGGAGAACAUUGUCAGUCCAGUUGAACAAGCAGAAACCCCUGCUGUAAAACCUGGUCGAAAAAGGGCAGUAAUUGCAAAGGAACCUGAAAUGGUAGCAGAUGUUUCUGUCAAAAGGGGUCGCCGUGCUGUUGCAGACCCUGCACCACCAGUUGCUAUAGUAUCUAGCCGUGCACGUAAAGCAGUUGCCAAGGCAGAGUCUGAGGUUACCGAGGAUGUGGCUUCAUCAGAAGAGCCAGUUAAGCCUGUAAAACAUACCAGGAGAACAGCAAAAGCACCCGAAUCAAAGAAAGAAGAAAGUACCAUGACACAAGCAGAUUCUGAAUUUGUUGCUGUUGAGAAUACAACAGUUGUUGCACUGGCUAAAGUGGAAAGAGGGAGCCGUGGCAAAAAACAGAAGGAUUUAACUAAGGACAUCUCUAAAAACCAAAUCAAAGAAUCUGCUGCAGUUGAGGAAGCUAAUGAAAUGAAACCCUCAAAAACGGUUAACUGGGGCCCCGAUUUGGUCAUCGGUAAAGAUAUUGAAACUUCUACAGAUGUAAAAGAACCACUAAUGAAGAAAUCUAAAAGAUUAGGCAAAUUGCCAUCUGAGACAACCUCCACAGAAUCAAAUGAAUCAGCUGAUCUGCCAUCCAGAGGCCGCAGAGGGAGGGGUGCGAAAAAAGAAGAACCUCCUGUUGAAGACUCUAAAGAAGCAGCUCCGGUACUUGCCAAGCCAUUGAGAAGAGGAAAGGCAGUGGCUCCUUCUGCACCCAAAUCAGAGCCCACUGAUAGCAAGACAUCAACUCCCCUCAAAAGGAAAAGGAAUGAGGUUAUCGAGGUAACGGAUGAGUCAGUAAACCAGGAACCUUUGCCAAAGAGAAGAGGCAGAGUGGCCAAAAGCGCUGAAGUUGCAGCAGAGGUCUCCAGCAAAGAGAAAAUAUCUGAAGCUGAACCAGAAAAGGCUGAACCAACUCCCAAGAAAACUGGUAAUAGAGCUGCAAGAGGACAGAAAAGGACAGCUCAGGAACCAGAUCCGGCACCUGCCAAGGCUCAAGAGUCUGUUUUAGGAACCACCACUCGAAAAGGAAGGAGUGUGAAAAAAGUAGAGGAAGUAGAUGUCCCUACAGAGGCAGCUCCUGUUAGACGCACCAGGAGGAAGUAAAGCACUGAUCUUACAGCGUGGUCUUAAUUAUCAAUUCUCUAUAAUCUCUUAAAAAGGUUUAGUUUUAUAUAUUUGUAAUAUUUCAUGCCUUUUUCUAUAUUUUUUUUCCAGUGUAAUUUUAGCUGCUUUUAUCUUAGGGAAAACUGUUUGUGUAGAUUUAUCAGAUGUGUUCUCUUAAACUCAAGAGGAAAGGGGCAUUGAGACAUGCAGACUUGUUUUUACUUCAAGAAAAUGUUUAAAGAAUUUCUACUUUUGAACUGUUAACGUCGCUCAAAAACAUUUAUCUUCUAUAUUCCCUUCCUUUGUGUUUUUAUAUUUUUUUAUUUUAUUAAAAGAAUAAAGUAAGUGAGGGGUGCUAAACCAGACUUAAUCGAUCACAAUUCCAAGUCCAAGAGUGUGUAAUAUGCUGUAGUAGAUAGUGUACAUGUGACAUGCUUGAAAGUUUUCAAAUAAAAGAUUCUUGUCACCUCA